AUGAGCGAAGAAGAACAGCCGCAACAUGCUGAAAUACACGAACCAGCUACUGAAGUGGUAGUAGAUGUUCAAGAGGAUAAUUCUGGUAUUGAUAACGAUGAUGAUGACGAUUUUGAUGAUUUCAAUGAAGCAGGCAACGACAACGACGAUGACGACUUUGGUGAUUUCGACAAUACGAGCUAUGUACAAUCAACGCAUCCAAGCUUCCCUGAGGACGUGCUAAAUGACAGUCAACAAUUCAUAGAGAAUUUGAACAAAUUAAUGGAUAGCAUAUUCCCAUCUUCCGACUCUGAACCCAGACCAACACCGAAUGCGGAUGAAAAUAACAACACAUCUCUGCCCCUUCUUAAUGAACGAGCCGCCACUAUAUUCCAACAAGUGUCAACAUUACCUUAUCUUCACCCUACCAGUUGGACAAAACUGAAUAUAAGGCACAGCUUACUUGUACAACUAGGAAUACCUAUAAAUUUAGAUGAACUUGCCCAACCGCCCCAUGCUUCGUCAACACUUUCCAACUUAACCCGUCGGAAAUCAAUCACCUCCGCUUCCGAUAUUGACUGGACUGUAUUUGAUAUACCCGAGUUUGACAAAUUAGAUAUUAGCUCUGAGCAAGAAUCUCGACUUUUGGAAUCCACUUUUGAUACGCUAGCAAUGAUUGAAUAUGACAAUUUGGCCAAUUGCAGUCUGGGCUAUCUCGAAGCUGCCAGUAUUGAAGCCGUUGAUGAGAAAUUACACCAAUUGGAACUGCACUAUGACGAAUUGAUAAAAUUGAGUAGUUGUUGGCAGCACCGUAUGGCUGAAUUACACCUGGAUUUCGAGAUUUAUGAAGGUGUCGUUCAAAGUUUCAUCGGGUACAGUCAAAAGUUAAGACGACAAGAGAUCUUGGAAGAGAAUUUGAAGAAAGUUAAACAUACCCUGACAAAGAAGAAGUUCUGGAAGUAG
Molecule: messenger RNA, 942 nt
Organism: Spathaspora passalidarum NRRL Y-27907
Lineage: Eukaryota; Fungi; Ascomycota; Pichiomycetes; Serinales; Debaryomycetaceae
Exons: 2
Coding region: 1-942 (313 amino acids)
Source: RefSeq, a predicted model, not a curated record